Molecule: messenger RNA, 1805 nt
Organism: Ceratotherium simum simum (southern white rhinoceros)
Lineage: Eukaryota; Metazoa; Chordata; Mammalia; Perissodactyla; Rhinocerotidae
Source: RefSeq, a predicted model, not a curated record
CGCUCCCCCGCCCUCCUUCCGGGAGCGAGGAUGCAGACUCUGAAACUGGCGCUGCUGGGCUGAGGCGGAGGCAGGGGAGUUGCAGCACGCGGCUCGGUGAGUGUGUCUCCUGAGCGCGGAGAGGCGGGGGGAGGCGGAGGACCAGGAGGAGGAGGAGGAGGAGGAGAAGGAGGGGGAGAAUGCCCGGAGCCGCCGCCGCUGCCGCCGCCGCCGCCGCGAUGCUCCCGGCUCAGGAGGCUGCCAAGCUGUACCACACCAACUAUGUGCGGAACUCGCGGGCCAUCGGCGUGCUGUGGGCCAUCUUCACCAUCUGCUUUGCCAUCGUCAAUGUGGUGUGCUUCAUCCAGCCCUACUGGAUCGGCGACGGCGUGGACACCCCGCAAGCCGGCUAUUUCGGGCUCUUCCACUACUGCAUCGGCAACGGCUUCUCCCGGGAGCUGACCUGCAGGGGCAGCUUCACGGACUUCUCCACGCUGCCCUCGGGCGCUUUCAAAGCCGCCUCGUUCUUCAUCGGCCUCUCCAUGAUGCUCAUCAUCGCCUGCAUCGUUUGCUUUACCCUCUUCUUCUUCUGCAACACGGCUACCGUGUACAAGAUCUGUGCCUGGAUGCAGCUCACCUCCGCUGCCUGCCUUGUGCUUGGCUGUAUGAUUUUCCCUGAUGGCUGGGAUUCAGAUGAAGUUAAACGGAUGUGUGGAGAAAAGACAGACAAGUACACUCUCGGGGCUUGUUCAGUCCGCUGGGCGUACAUCCUGGCUAUUAUUGGGAUUUUGGAUGCCCUGAUCCUCUCGUUUCUGGCAUUUGUGCUUGGUAACCGGCAAGACAGCUUGAUGGCAGAGGAACUCAAGGCAGAAAACAAAGAUGAUGGAAAUGCUUAAAGCAGACUAAGGUAGUGUGAGACCACAUCGUUUCUGCUAAGCCAAUAUUCUCUAGAAUGAGCACAAAACAAAUCAAGUAACAGCUAAACAAAUUGAAUAACAGCUUUUGUACAUCAACAUCAAGGAGGAAGACGCUUGGGAGAGAUCGGAGUACAGAGAUGGAGAUGGACGAGAGCGAACAUCUACUUGUCAAAGCACCUUCCCAAUCCAGAUCGGCAGAGAUGGGAGUGAUUUUCUGGAAGGAGAUGCCACCAUGGAUUAAACACCAGCUCAUUGGAAACUAUCGCUGAAUAAGAUCAUAUAACAUUCAUGAGAAAUCACAUUCGGGAAAUAUUUUAAGGAAGAGGAAUAUAAAUGUGCUGGAAUUAACAUGUAAAAUAUAUAUGUACUGAGGUUUGUAAACUGUCCUUUUUUAAUCAAAUUGAUAACAAAAAGCUUUAAUCUUUCAACAUUAUUUUAAAAAAGGCAGUCAAUCCUAAAUUAUUCCUAUCUCAAUAGCCAAGAGGCUGAUCAAGCAUCAUUUACUGAGAAGCGUCUUAGAAAAUGCCUCUGAAUAUUUUCAUAGGAGCCAGGACCUUUGGUUCCCCAUCUCUGCCGUUCAUUUAUUUCACUGUGUAAUUAGUCACAACCACUCAGUUAAGAGAUGUAACAAUUCAAUCUUUUUACCGAGUCUGUGUUCAGUUUAAUCUGUCUGUACAAGUUGUUACUGAGAAAGUGUUUCUGACAUAUACUAAUCCUCCAUCAAGCUGUAUAUUACAGGAAGUACAUCAUAGGUUCCCCAGCAACAUAGAUUUCCUUAUCUUUCAGGAGACAGCAUCAAGGAACUGUGAAAAAUACAGAAAGCUCAUUUUCACCUUGGAUGCUCACAUGUAAUAUAUAGGCUGCUAUCAAACACUUUUUCUAAUUCUCCCUAGUAUACGCAUAGGAGUG